UCGUUUUCUUCUCCGAUUCGCUUGACACACAACUUCUUUCCUCGUCGUAUCUCUCUCUUGACUCUUGUUAAUCGGAGAUAAAAAAAAAUAUCGGACAUGGACAAAGCACAGUUGAUUUUGUUAGGACUACCUAUAUUCUUGUUUUGUUCGGAUCUCUUCAACCUAUUCACUCCUCCGCCUCCUAAACCUCAGCCUCAACGUCCCCAUCAGCCACCACCGCAUAUCCCUCACCAGCAGCAUCGUCCUGCUUCCUUCAUCCCCGAAACCCUAGAUUUCCCUUCACAGAAGACAAGUGGCUUAGGAGGAGCAAAUGGAUAUGGACAUACUGUUGAGAUCAACUUCUGUGUCUCCUGUUCUUUCAAAGGAACUGCAGUCACCAUGAAGAAGAUGUUGGAGACGGCUUUCCCCGGUUUAGAUGUGAUUCUCGCAAAUUAUCCACCACCAGCACCAAAGCGCCUUCUAGCUAAAGUUGUACCGGUUGCUCAAAUGGGAGUUAUUGGUAUGAUUGUUGCAGGUGAUCGUAUCUUUCCCAUGAUUGGAAUUGCGCAGCCACCUGCUUGGUUCCAUUCCUUGAGGGCCAAUAGAUUUGGAUCCAUGGCUUCCACUUGGCUUAUUGGAAACUUUCUGCAGUCUUACCUUCAAAGCUCAGGCGCCUUUGAAGUUCAAUGCGACGGGGAACUGGUGUUCUCUAAAUUGAAAGAAGGUAGAUUUCCAGGAGAGAUCGAACUGAGAGAUCUCAUCAGCAAGACCUUAACAAGACCAAGCACACUCUACUGAAGUAGUAUCAGAAGAUAGUGAAGUUCAACAAAGUAUUUUGGCACGAGAUGGUGUUACAGUAUCAUAUGCCAACAGUGUGUCUUUAUGUUUUUAAGUUACAUCAUGUUCCAAUAUUUCCCAUUUAAGUCUGUUGAUGUAGCAUACCUUGGUUUUAACUAAGGAUGUAUUACUUCUUUUAAUCAAAUCAUAUAAGGCAUUAGUUAUAGCCAUUUUCAAGAAAAGAAAAUGAAGAAAUGGUCUGUAAAAGACGAGAGAAAUGUUUAUAUGAAAUAUACAGAUUAGAGAA
This is a messenger RNA of Camelina sativa (false flax), 1063 nucleotides long. The record is from RefSeq and is a predicted model, not a curated record. NCBI's taxonomy places the organism in Eukaryota, Viridiplantae, Streptophyta, Magnoliopsida, Brassicales, Brassicaceae.